AUGCGGAGAAUUUGAGACCUCGUAUCUUGAGAUUAAUAAUGGUCUGGAAGAAGGCAUACGAGACGUUUAGUGUUGUGUAUUCCCAUAAAUAAGUGCAUCAGUCGCAGACCAAUUGCUGAGCCACGGAAAUCCUGUGAAAAGAACAACGCUUUGAAGCAGACUACUUCACCAUGUCGUCCGCUGAGCCACCAAGCACGCCAAGUUGGGUCCUGAAACCCGAUCAUAGUUCGACCGUUGACCGCAUCCGGUCGGUGGCCGGAAAGGUGGCCGUAGUCACUGGCGGCGGUCGUGGAAUAUCAGCACAGAUAGCGCUUGGUCUCGCAGAAGGUGGCGCGAUCGUGGCUAUCUUUGAUGUUCUGCCCGAGCCAGUCAAGGAAGAAUUUGACGCCAUUCUGCAACACUGUUCAAAAGCCACUUAUUAUCGUACCGACGUGACAUCCCCAGAAUCCCUGGCAGAAUCCUUUAAAUCGGUGCUACAAGAUUUUGGAAAGAUCGAUAUCUGUGUUGCAGGCGCAGGCAUAUUAGGCGAUGCAGCUCUUAUCGACAUCAAGGAAGCCGAACUACGUCGUCAAAUCGAGGUUAACCAGCUGGGGGUCUUCUUCACGGUACAACAAGCAGCACGACAGAUGGUGGCUCAAGGCCAUGGAGGAGCGAUUCUUGUUAUUGCAUCCAUUGCAUCGUAUGGGUCCUUGAGAGGCCAACAAGCAUCUGCGUAUGUUAUGACGAAAUGGGCAGUCAGGGGCCUGGUAAGACAGGCGGCACUAGAACUAGGCCAGCACGGAAUUCGGGUCAACUCAUUGUCACCUGGCUAUGUCCAGACAGGCCUUUCCCUACCAUUCAUCACAGAAGAAAAACUGAAGGAGUGGCAUGGGAAGAUACCCUUGGGCCGUAUGGAGAGACCAGACGAGUUAAAAACGCCAGCGGUGUUUCUGUGUAGCGAUGCUGCGGGCUACAUCACUGGUACAGAUCUACUGGCCGACGGGGGCUCACUAUGCUGA
Molecule: messenger RNA, 998 nt
Organism: Exophiala viscosa
Lineage: Eukaryota; Fungi; Ascomycota; Eurotiomycetes; Chaetothyriales; Herpotrichiellaceae
Product: short-chain dehydrogenase/reductase
Exons: 1
Coding region: 171-998 (275 amino acids)
Molecular function (GO): oxidoreductase activity, acting on the CH-OH group of donors, NAD or NADP as acceptor
Source: RefSeq, a predicted model, not a curated record